UUAUUAUUAAUCGUAUGCGUAUCGAGCUGAAGCGAGCGAAGGCGGUACCAAGAAAGAAUCGUCGAGAAAGUUGAAGAGAAAUGGUGAGAGGUGAAGCAUUGACCGCAUACAGAUCGUUGCUGCGAGCAACUCGUAAAUCUUUCGCUGGAGAUACAAUGAUGCUUAACGCAUCUGCAUCUGAGGUCAGGAAGAAAUUCGAGGAGAAUCGUCACGUGACCUCCGACACUCAGAUCCAAAAGCUCCUCGAGGAAGCACGCGAAGCCUCCGAAUUCAUCUCUACCAUGAUUGUCCAAGCCAAGCUUAAUGAUCGAGGCGGCUAUGAGGUGAAGCUUGAUAAAGAGCACGCUGGAGCAACACUUGAGGUUCCGUCCGAAGAGAUUCUUAAGAAGUCGGUAUAAACUAAGCAAGAAUGGCUGCUUAUACAUAAGCUUUUAACGAACAUUCUGUUAGGAGCUACUUGAGAAAGAUUUGUCAAUUUUUUUGAGUUAUUGAGGUCUACCAUUGAAUCUAGUAAAGUUCCAUUUGUAUGCCAUUUGUCUUCUGCACUAGAAAUGUUGUUACGAAUAACCUUUUCAUUAAGAGUUUUAGCUUUUGCCUUGUGUUCA
Ricinus communis (castor bean) is the source of this 605-nucleotide messenger RNA. RefSeq names its product mitochondrial zinc maintenance protein 1, mitochondrial. NCBI's taxonomy places the organism in Eukaryota, Viridiplantae, Streptophyta, Magnoliopsida, Malpighiales, Euphorbiaceae. The record is from RefSeq and is a predicted model, not a curated record. Gene Ontology annotation, biological process: mitochondrial respiratory chain complex III assembly. The transcript has 2 exons. The coding region runs from base 81 to 398 and encodes 105 amino acids.